AUGAAUGAGAGGGAGGGGGGAGAACUUUGACACCGAGGGCCAGAGGACAGGUUUGCGAGACAGGAGAGGAUUCAGAGAGAGAGAAACACAGACUUUAUAACUUCUGAAGUCACCAACAACACGCCUGCCCCACAGGCAGAGGGAAAAGAAAGAGGCGAGAGAAGAAGAAUGAGAGAGUUGAUUGUCUAGAAAGGGUGCAUAACUUUGUGACUGUGGGAUUGUGUGUUUGGGAACCCAAACUUUUGGAUUCAGUCUGGAUGGGAAUUCCUGCUGUGCGUUUCAGAUGGGGAUUGUUCCAUGAACUGCUGGAUCUUGUUACUGAUAGCUGAUGGCGAUGACAGCCCUGUUCCGAAUGAAAUGGGGACAUAAACCUCAAGUGGUCCAGAACAAAAUUCAGACGCCAGUGCCCCAUCUGCCCAGCGAGGAUGACGAUGACGACGAAGAGAAGUUGUCAAGCGGACCUCCGAUUCGCAGGAAUUCACGCUUUUACCGCUCAAUGAGAAAGAAAAAGUUGUCUUCAUCUUCAGAUCAACAAGAAAGCCCCUCCUCCUCUCCUAAACCAGCAGUGGACCCUGCCUCCUACAAUAGACUCAGCCCCUCUGCAGCGAAUCGACCCCCACCCUCUCCUAGAAUGCAAACUCCACCUUUCCGUUCUGGAAUCUCGUUGCCGAGCAACGGGAGUACUGUGCUGGGAGGAGUUCGCUCUCGGUCUCCGUUGGCGACGCCGGGAGAUUGGCCCCGUAGACAAGACAUGGAAGAGCUGAGUGAACGGACGACAAGUGCCUGCACUAUGCAGGACAAAGAUAUUCACGCCACUGCCGACCCUGACAACAUCACACUCCGGCUGGUGAGGAAUGGUGACAGUCCGCAGAAGAUGGCAGUAGAGAAUUCCUGCCGCAAUCUCAACAUCGUGAAGAGUGUCGAUGUUUUGUAUCAAGAGUACCGCGACACUUCUAAGCAGCAGGAGAUCGAGCAGCGUCGACAGAGAGAUGGGCUUCCGACUGCAGGGUCAGGGGUCACGGCUGCGCCUGCGUUGCAGCUGCAGUUGAGGAACAGCAUGCACUCACUGAGCCUCUGGCAAAACUUGGAUGCUGUGAAGAGCAGUGGACACCUAGAUACGCUGGAGCCAAAGGAGAUUAUACUGCAGGAGGCCAUGUUCGAACUGGUGACCUCUGAGGCGUCGUACUACAAAAGCCUGGAGCUGCUGGAGACCCACUUUCUGCGUAACCCUCUGCUUGUCAACACCUUGAGUCAGUCUGACAUGCACUUCCUGUUCUCCAACAUUGAGGACAUCAUGAAGGCAAGCGAGAGGUUCCUCAUGGAUCUGGAGCACAGGAUCGAAGAGUCCAUCCUGAUCUCAGACGUGUGCGACAUUGUUUAUUUUCACGCUGUUAACCACUUCCAAGUCUUCAUCAGCUACGUCAUCAACCAGGCGUACCAGGAGAAGAACUACCGACGGAUACUACAAGAAAACGCUCUUUUCCGAGAGAAAAUGUCCAUCCUGGAGAAUCAGCCGAAAGUGAAGGGCCUCUCGUUUAUCUUCCUCAUCCUCCCUUUCCAGCGAAUCACACGACUCAAGCUACUUGUUCAGAAUAUACUAAAGAAGGUGGAGGAAAAUUCCGAAAGAGAAAAGACGGCCAUAUUAGCUCAUCAGGAGUUGGAAAGGAUUGUGAAGGAGUGCAAUGAAGGUGUGAGGAAGAUGAGUCGCACUGAGGAGCUGAUCAGCAUCGAGAAAACGCUCGAAUUCAAGUCAAAGUCAGUGCCAGUGAUCUCUCACUCUCGCUGGCUGCUGAAGAAGGGUGAGGUGCAGCAGAUGUCUGGACCCAAGAGCACUAGGACCAUGCGCAGCCGCAAACUCUACCACCCCAUUUACCUGUUCCUGUUCAAUAACCUGCUGCUCAUCACCAAACGCAGCUCCAGUGGAGAGAAGUACCAGGUUCUGGACUCCUGCAGUCGCUCCAUGCUGAGGACUGAAGACCUGGAGGAUCAGGGUCAGAUGCUGGCCAGUGUGUUUGUGCUAAAACUGCUGGAGAACCAGGAGGACAGAGAAGUCAGCUACAUGCUCAAGACUGAAAGCAUAAGCGAUAAACUGCGCUGGAUAUAUGCUUUGACUCCAAACCGCCGUACAAGAUUCCUCUCAACCAGCGCUCACCAACCAGAUUCUCCACAGGUUCAGUGUAUCCAGUCCUACUCCUCUCAGGAACCUGAUGAGCUCUCUGUAGAAAUGGCUGAUGUGCUUCACAUUCUGGAGUGUACAGAUGACGGGUGGAUGUUUGGUGAAAGGUUGCAUGAUGGCGAGAGAGGUUGGUUCCCCAUCCGUGUGGUGGAGAGGAUCAUGAACGCAGAAAUUCGGGCUCAGAACCUCAAAGAGUGUCAGCGGAUCCAGCAGGCUCAGGAAGGAGCGCAGGGGGCCAGAGCCGCCUCCAGGGGGCGCCGCCCUGCUAAAAGUCCCCAGUACACUCCCACCUGGACUGACCUGUAGAUAAGGAGCUAGAAAUGACAUCACAUAACCGCCACCAUUCGUUCUCCUAAUUCCUGACCCGGAAGCGACGUCAUCUAGAUGUACGGUGGACUGAUAGUCAUUCUGUGUCCAGUGUUUUAUUGAAUACGUGUCCGGCGUCACUCUGAGGACUCGACAGGGUCGUGGAACAGCUCUUGCACUAUAAGCACUUGUGUUUUUGAAUCGCUGCUUCCAUACAGUCCUAACACGCUGUUAGCAUGAAGGAUUUCAACUUCCGCAGUCACACACGGGGACCACUUUUCUGACGGUGAAGGAAAAACAAAUGCUACGUCAGGACUUUCGUAAAGUCAUAAUGCUUCUCUCGAAAAGGAAUGUAUUAAUGUGCAUGGUCACACCUUUACUGACAAUACAGGUUUGUGUUUUUAACUAACCUCUGAGGACAAAGAGGAUGUACUGUACCGUGUGGAGCUCAUUCUCCUCUCAUCCACUUGAAGAACAAAAUGAAAAAAAGAGAGAAAAUGAACAAAGUUAAUCAACUGCACAUAUCUGGAGUUUUAAAUGCAAUUUUUUUCAUGUCCUUAAACGUGAUACAUGGAAGUAAAAAAUGCAGAUGAAGAACACUGAGGCGUUUUUUGCACGUGCUGCAUGAAUCACACACACACAUUAAACAAUGUUUUUCCUACACAAACACACUACACACACGAGAGUCAAACUUGUUAAACCAGUCUAACACCGUGUCCUAACCAGAUGCGACACGGGAACUUUUCAGUGACAAGCCAUUUGUUCACACUGAAAGCAAAAUGCUCAGUGACGUCAUGUGACACAGUGAUGUUUAACAUCAACCAAUCACUUUUUUGAUAGACAUCACUUAAUAUGUCAUUAUUAGAAGUCUCGUUAUACACAAAAAAAGAUUGCCUUUUUGUUUACUCUUGAAUGCACAAUGCGUUAAAAAAAAAUAAUUAUAUGUAAUUUUAUUUUUGAAGUCUGUUAUUGGAAUGUAAUCUUGUCAUAUAUUUUUUGAGAUUUCAAUUCUUGGUCCGCAAUCAUCCAAAAUCGCAUACUUCCUUACUAUAUAGUAUGUAUAUGACUAAAGAAGUAUGUCAGAAUUCACAGGACUUCUGAAGUGUGCAUACAAUGGACACUUUACUAUCCCAUGAGGCCACGGGAGAGGAUUUAUGAGUGAAGGUGAAGCGACGCAACUGACGCUUUUAGGUCACAUGAUAAUGACAGCAUGGUGAAUGUAUUAGUAUGUCUGGAUUACAUUCAUACUACACACAUUCAUAGUAUAUAGAACAUAUUUUGAAUAAGUAAUUUCUUCAUUACUGCUAAUAAACUAAGUACACUCAAGAGAGUAGGCGAUUUUGGAUGCAGCCCUUAUGAAAAUAUUAUAAAUAUAGCAAAUAUGAGAUGCAAUUGAAUGACUAGGAAAUAGCUGUCUGGAAGCGCAAACAAGUGAACUGACUUUCCUUAAAGUGAUAGUUCACCCAAAAAUGAAGUUUCAUCUUCAUGUCAUUCUAAACCCACAAUAUUUUCUUUCGUGAACCACAAAAGGAGAUUUUUUUAGGCACUAUUUUUUUUGUAGCAUGACGCCUGUUAUAGCUAGUUAUCGCAUGCUUUUGUCACUUUAUUACGUCGCAUCUGGUUUGGACACAGUUUAACAAUCUUUUCCAAGAGAGAAUGUAACUUCCAUGUGAGAUGAGUCUUGCUGCUCUGGAGUAGGUGUUUUUAUAGCUGUGUGCAUGUUCUUAUGAAAACAUGUGGUAAAGAGUUAUUGCCAAAUAAUUGUCCCAUUUCAUUUUGUAAAAAGAUAAUUUAUUGUUAAUGAAAAUACAUCUUGAAUGUUGAGACCUUGUCACCCCUGUCUCAUCUCAUCUAAUAAAUGACAAACACCCA
This is a messenger RNA of Megalobrama amblycephala (Wuchang bream), 4354 nucleotides long. RefSeq names its product neuronal guanine nucleotide exchange factor (gene ngef). NCBI's taxonomy places the organism in Eukaryota, Metazoa, Chordata, Actinopteri, Cypriniformes, Xenocyprididae. Gene Ontology annotation, biological process: activation of GTPase activity. The record is from RefSeq and is a predicted model, not a curated record. Gene Ontology annotation, molecular function: guanyl-nucleotide exchange factor activity; protein binding.